AUGGAAAAAACCGACUUUGAGCAAUUGAUAAAUUCUCUUUCAAUAUCUCCUUUACCUAAUGAUAUUUUUCAACAAAUAACAUAUUAUCUUCAACAACAAACAAAUGAUCUUUUACCUUCAUUUGUUUCUCAAUCAUUUCAAUCAUUAAUUAAUCUUGAACAUUGGGCAUGGAAAUUACUUAGUCAUGAUUUUCAUCAAUGGAUAAAUCAAUCAAAUUAUCUUGAAUUAUUUCAUAGUCUUGGAUUAUUUAAUUUUAUGUUAAUAUUUAAUAAGAAACAAAUUGAAACGAAUACAAAAUCAUCACUUCUUAUUCAUGAUAAUAUUCAAUGGAUUAAUCAAAUAUUUGAUCAAAUUGAAAAAAUUGAAAAUCAUAAUGAUCCAUUUCUUGUUAUUGUUAGUUGUUGGUUUGAAAAUCUUUCAUAUUUAAUUCAUGAACAUACACAAUUUGAAACAGCACCUAUUUUUAUUCAUAUAUGUCAACGUUUAGGACAUGAUUAUCUUCUAACUGAUCAAUAUAAAUUUUAUUUAACACAAUUAUGUCAAUCAACAAUUUCACAAUCAAUAUUUACAGCUAAACAAUUAUUUUAUAUAAAAACAUGUUCAUUUUUAUUUCGUAUGUAUAUAUGUGCAAAAGUUGAUAAAUCACCUUUUAAAGGUGAUGAAUUACUUAAUCGUUUUGGUAAAGAUUAUUUACAAAUAAUUUUUAUACAUAGUCAUACAGUUGAUUCUUGGAGUCGACAAUUAUUAACUUGUAUAACACAUCUUAUUGAUUUUAUGUGUGCAUGUUGUUGGUGGGGAACUGAAAAAGCUUUAUAUAUUGAAAUACUUGUACCAAAUGAACAAAUUGUUUAUGAUCAUAUACAAGGACUUAUUCGUAUUGUUAGUUGUAAAUCAUUUCAUGAACGUAUAACAUCACAAUGGAAUAAUGAUGAAACAAUACUUAUUGAUUCAAUAUUUAUUUUUUUUAUGGGUGCUUUAUUACAAAUAAAAAAUUUAAAUUAUUUUAUUCGUUCAGAAACAAUAUUAUCUCAUGUAAUUUUAGCAAUAGCACAAAAAUCAUGUUAUGAUCGUAUAUCUGUAGGCGCAUAUGGAAUUUUAGCUGAAAUUUUAUCUGAUAAACAAUUAAAAGAACUUAAAAUUACAGAUAAUAUAUCAGAACUUUUCUUUCGUAUUUUGGAACUUGCAUUGAAACAUCCAACAAAACGUUAUAAACGCUUUUUCACUUUAUCAAAAAACGAUGCAAUUCAACAAACAACGGCUGAUUCAAAUAAAAUUUCACUUUUAAUAGAAAUAUCUGAUGAAUAUCCAAAAACAUUAGAUAUAUUAUGGAGUCUUUCAUUUAAUCAAGAUAUUCAACAACAAUUAUGUUCUAAUCGUUCAUUUAUGAAUAAAUUAACUCGUUUAAAAGAAGAAUGUAAUGAUGAAAAAAUGCGUCGAAUUAUAUUUGGUUUACUUUGGAAUCUUGAAUCAAGUCAUCAAGAUCGUAUUAUAUCAGAAAUUAGUGAUGAAAAAACAUUUGAUAUUAUGAUUAGUUAUUCACAUAAAGAUGAAAUUAUUUGUAAAAAAAUUUAUGAAGAACUUAUUAAAUUUGGUUAUCGUGUAUGGAUUGAUUAUGAUCAAAUACAUGGAAAUGUUAUGGAUGCAAUGGCACAAGCUAUUGAAAGAUCACAUACAGUUAUUAUUUGUAUGAGCGAAAAAUAUCGAAAAAGUAAUUAUUGUCGUGCUGAAGCACAUUAUGCAUUUCAACGUCAAGUUAAAAUUGUUCCAAUACUUUUACAAGAACAAUAUCAACCUGAUGGAUGGCUUUUAUUUCUUAUUGGUCAAUUAUUAUAUGUUGAUUUUUCUAAAUAUGACUUUCCACGAGCAAUGGAAUUAUUAAUUGCAGAAUUAAAAGCUCCUAGUACACAGGAAACUCAAAUAGUACCUGUUCAAUCUCAACAGGAUAAUUAUUUUAUACAUCCAUUAACAUCGGAAUUAUUAAAACUUCCGGAAAAUAUUCUUAAUUGGACACAAAUAGAUGUACAAAAUUGGUUAAUAGAAUCGAAUUUAAGACAAAUGGCUCGUCUUCUAAUUAAUUUUGAUGGACCAAGUUUGAAUAGUUUAUAUGAAUUAAUAAUACGAAGUGAACCUGAACAAAUUUUGAAAUUAUUUCAAGAUGAUUGUUUACGAAAUAUUAAUGAAAAUAUAUCAUUAUUGGAAUUAGCUCGAUUUCGUACAUUACUCAAUGAACAACAAAGAUUAAUAACAAAAAGUUGUAAUAUAUUAAAUCUUGUAUAUUGUUGUCGUAUGAUGUAA
This is a messenger RNA of Rotaria sp. Silwood2, 2295 nucleotides long. The record is from the annotation of a GenBank genome assembly. NCBI's taxonomy places the organism in Eukaryota, Metazoa, Rotifera, Eurotatoria, Philodinida, Philodinidae.